AUGGCGGCAACUCCAACUCCUCAGGGGUCUCUUCGCCAGAGAAAUGUUGGCGGCAAGAAGAAGGAUCCCGCUGUGGCAACAGGAUCCGAUGCCGACUUCGACAGCAUCGUCAAAGCGAACACUCCUCCUUCUACUGCCGGUUCCGAGCGAGACUACAAACUCGUGCUUGUUGUCAUCACCGCAUUGGCCUUUUUGACAAGAUUCUGGGGUAUUAGCCACCCUAACGAAGUCGUCUUUGACGAGGUCCAUUUUGGCAAGUUUGCCUCCUACUACCUCGAGCGAACAUACUUCUUCGAUGUUCAUCCGCCUUUCGGCAAGCUCCUUUUCGCCUUCAUUGGCUGGGCAGUCGGAUAUGAUGGUCACUUUCACUUCGAGAAUAUCGGUGAUUCGUACAUUGCCAACAAGGUUCCAUACGUUGCGUUCCGAUCUGUGCCGGCCCUGUUGGGUGCCCUGACCGUUUCUGUCGUCUAUAUGAUCAUGUGGGAGUCUGGUUACAGCCUGCCUGCCUGCAUUGUUGCAGCUGGCCUUGUGCUACUCGACAACGCCCACAUCGGACAGACCAGAUUGAUCCUCCUGGAUGCAACGCUCGUUUUCGCAAUGGCGUGCAGCUUGCUCUUCUACAUCAAGUUUUAUAAGCUCCGACAUGAGCCUUUCUCGCGAAAGUGGUGGAAGUGGCUUAUUUUGACUGGAUUCGCGUUGUCUUGCGACAUUUCCACCAAGUACGUUGGUACCUUCGCCUUCGUUGCCAUCGGCUCGGCCGUUGUGAUCGAUCUAUGGGACCUUCUCGAUAUCAAGAGACCUGGCGGAGCCUUAAGCUUGCCCGACUUUGGGAAGCACUUCGCCGCAAGAGCCUUCGGAUUGAUAGUGAUGCCUUUCAUCUUCUACCUCUUCUGGUUCCAGGUCCACUUCUCAAUCUUGACCCGAUCUGGCCCUGGCGAUGACUUCAUGACUCCCGAGUUUCAGGAGACACUCAGCGACAACGUUAUGUUGGCGAAUGCUGUUACUAUUGACUACUACGACACAAUCACCCUAAGACACAAGGAGACCAAGACUUAUCUUCACAGUCACGAGGAUCGUUACCCUCUGAGAUACGAUGAUGGCCGUGUUUCCAGCCAGGGCCAGCAAGUUACGGGAUAUCCUUACAAUGACACCAACAACUACUGGCAAGUUAUUCCUGUCGAAGACGACCAUAAGAUGGGCCGCCAUGUCAAGAAUCACGACCUGGUCAGACUGCGACACAUUGUCACGGAUACUAUGCUCCUGUCGCACGAUGUUGCGUCACCUUACUAUCCGACCAACCAGGAAUUUACCACGGUGUCCAUGGCUGACGCGUAUGGUGACCGUCUUCAGGAUACCCUCUUCGAAAUUCGUAUCGAGAACGGUAAACAGGGACAAGAGUUCAAGAGCAUUUCGGGCCAUUUCAAAUUGAUUCACAAUCCCAGCAAAGUUGCUAUGUGGACCCACACCACGCCGCUCCCAGAAUGGGGACAUAAGCAACAGGAGAUUAACGGAAACAAACAACUUGCCGCGAGCUCCAAUGUCUGGUUCAUUGAGGAUAUCCCCUCUCUACCAGCAGAUCACAAGAGACGUGAGAAGCCAGAGCGCAAGGUCAAGACUCUGCCAUUCUUGAGGAAGUGGUUCGAGCUUCAACGCUCCAUGUUCUGGCACAACAAUCAGUUGACCAGCAGCCACCCGUAUGCCUCACUGCCAUACCAGUGGCCAUUCCUGCUCCGAGGUGUGAGCUUCUGGACUCAGAACGAUACUCGCCAGCAAAUCUAUUUCCUAGGAAACCCUGUUGGCUGGUGGAUUGCCAGCAGCUUGCUCGCGGUCUAUGCUGGCAUUAUCGCUGCUGAUCAGUUCUCUCUCCGCCGCGGAAUGGACGCGUUGGAUCACAGAACGCGUUCGCGUCUGUACAACUCUACAGGAUUCUUCUUCCUGGCAUGGGCGACCCAUUAUUUCCCUUUCUACGUCAUGGGCCGUCAGCUGUUCUUGCAUCACUAUCUUCCAGCACAUUUAGCUUCUACGCUUGUAACCGGUGCACUUGUAGAAUUUGUUUUCAACGCUGAGCCAGUGGAGAAUGAGAUUACAUAUCAGGCAGUGAAGGCCGGCAAGAAGCCAGCGCCAGGUCCUAAGAAACACAUCACUGCGCGCGAGCGAUUUGCCGGCCAGAGCAUGACAGGGGCUUGGAUCGCCUGUCUGGUAAUCCUCGCGCUCGCCUUCGCCGGUUGGUACUUCUUCUUGCCAUUGACCUACGGUUACCCUGGCCUGUCUGUCGAGGAGGUGCUGAGGAGGAAGUGGCUCGGCUACGAUCUGCACUUCGCGAAAUAA
This is a messenger RNA of Phaeoacremonium minimum UCRPA7, 2328 nucleotides long. Its product is annotated as putative dolichyl-phosphate-mannose-protein mannosyltransferase 4 protein. Gene Ontology annotation, cellular component: endoplasmic reticulum; membrane. Gene Ontology annotation, molecular function: dolichyl-phosphate-mannose-protein mannosyltransferase activity. NCBI's taxonomy places the organism in Eukaryota, Fungi, Ascomycota, Sordariomycetes, Togniniales, Togniniaceae. The record is from RefSeq and is a predicted model, not a curated record. The transcript is spliced from 3 exons. Gene Ontology annotation, biological process: protein O-linked glycosylation via mannose. The coding region runs from base 1 to 2328 and encodes 775 amino acids.